Molecule: messenger RNA, 3350 nt
Organism: Phodopus roborovskii (desert hamster)
Lineage: Eukaryota; Metazoa; Chordata; Mammalia; Rodentia; Cricetidae
Gene: Map3k20
Product: mitogen-activated protein kinase kinase kinase 20
Exons: 20
Coding region: 283-2685 (800 amino acids)
Biological process (GO): protein phosphorylation
Cellular component (GO): cytoplasm
Molecular function (GO): protein binding; ATP binding; protein kinase activity
Source: RefSeq, a predicted model, not a curated record
UCCUGUGAAGCAAGGGCAACAUGGAGGGAUGGCAUGCCGUGCAUGCCAGAAGAGCUAUGCAAGCUUACUGUUGAAAGCAUGGUUUCUGUGUGUCAGGCCUUCCUGGUAGGAGACCUGGUGACACAGUAGCCGUUAGGCAGAGCUCCCCAGGAUGUGUAGGAAGUGCUGUGACAGGUUUUGUUGGGGGGAAAUCUGAGCCAUCCCCAAGCCCGGACAAGCUGCUGUUGAAUUUUGCAAAGGCUGCCAGGAUUUUGUGGACGUUUACUACUUUGUCAUUAUGAGAUGUCGUCUCUCGGUACCUCCUUUGUGCAAAUUAAGUUUGACGACUUGCAGUUUUUUGAAAACUGCGGCGGAGGAAGUUUUGGGAGUGUUUAUCGAGCCAAAUGGAUAUCACAGGACAAGGAGGUGGCUGUAAAGAAGUUACUCAAAAUAGAGAAGGAGGCUGAGAUACUGAGCGUCCUCAGCCACAGGAACAUCAUCCAGUUUUAUGGGGUGAUUCUGGAACCCCCCAACUAUGGUAUCGUCACAGAAUAUGCUUCCCUGGGGUCCCUGUAUGAUUACAUUAACAGCAACAGGAGCGAAGAGAUGGACAUGGAUCACAUCAUGACCUGGGCCACCGAUGUAGCCAAAGGGAUGCACUACUUACACAUGGAGGCUCCGGUCAAGGUGAUCCACAGAGACCUCAAGUCAAGAAAUGUUGUUAUUGCUGCUGAUGGAGUCCUGAAGAUCUGUGACUUUGGUGCCUCUCGGUUCCAUAACCACACAACACACAUGUCCUUGGUUGGAACUUUCCCAUGGAUGGCUCCAGAAGUUAUCCAGAGUCUCCCCGUGUCUGAAACCUGUGACACGUAUUCCUAUGGUGUGGUUCUCUGGGAGAUGCUAACAAGGGAGGUCCCCUUUAAAGGUUUGGAAGGAUUACAAGUAGCUUGGCUUGUAGUGGAAAAAAACGAGAGAUUAACCAUUCCAAGCAGCUGCCCCAGGAGCUUUGCCGAGCUGUUACAUCAGUGUUGGGAAGCUGAUGCCAAGAAACGGCCGUCAUUCAAGCAAAUCAUUUCAAUUCUGGAGUCCAUGUCAAAUGACACGAACCUUCCUGACCAGUGUAACUCAUUCUUGCACAACAAGGCAGAAUGGAGGUGUGAAAUUGAGGCAACCCUUGAGAGGCUGAAGAAACUAGAGCGAGACCUCAGCUUUAAAGAGCAGGAGCUCAAAGAAAGGGAGAGACGCUUGAAGAUGUGGGAGCAGAAGCUGACCGAGCAGUCCAACACCCCGCUGCUGCCUUCCUUUGAGAUCAGUACAUGGACUGAAGACGAUGUGUAUUUUUGGGUUCAGCAGCUCGUCAGAAAAGGUGACUCUUCAGUAGAGAUGAGUGGGUAUGCAACCUUGUUUAAGGAAAACAACAUCACAGGCAAGCGGUUGCUGCUUCUGGAUGAGGAAGAUUUGAAAGACAUGGGCAUUGUCUCCAAGGGACACAUCAUCCAUUUUAAGUCAGCUAUUGAGAAGCUAACCCACGAUUACCUGAACCUGUUUCACUUUCCCCCACUAAUUAAGGAUUCAGGAGGGGAACCUGAAGAAAAUGAGGAAAAAACUGUGAACCUUGAACUUGUUUUUGGUUUUCACUUGAAGCCAGGAACUAGCCCACAGGACUGUAAAUGGAAAAUGUAUAUGGAGAUGGAUGGGGAUGAAAUUGCAAUAACCUACAUAAAAGAUGUGACUUUCAACACAGGCCUCCCUGAUGCAGAGAUUCUAAAGAUGACAAAGCCACCGUUUGUAAUGGAGAAGUGGAUCAUAGGAAUAGUGGCCGAUCAGACUGUGGAGUGCACAGUCACAUAUGAGAGUGAUGUUAGAACUCCAAAACUCACUAAGCAUGUCCACUCGAUUCAGUGGAAUAGAACAAAGCCUCAGGAUGAAGUGAAAGCCGUCCAGCUUGCCAUUCAGACUGUGUUCUCCAACUCGGAUGGCAACCCUGGCAGCAGAUCUGACUCAAGUGCGGACUGCCAAUGGUUAGACACCCUGCGCUUGCGGCAGAUUGCAUCCCACACUUCUCUACAGCGUUCCCAGAGCAACCCCAUCCUGGGGUCCCCUUUCUACUCCUACUUUUCCAACCAGGAUUCCUAUGCUGCCGCGGUGAGGCGGACACAGACGCCUGUGAAGUACCAGCAGAUCACACCCAUCAACCCUUCCAGGAGCUCCUCCCCGACACAGUACGGGCUGACCAAAAACUUCUCCUCCCUGCACCUCAACUCCAGGGACAGCGGCUUCUCCAGCCUCAACACCGACAGCUCCUCCGAGAGGGGCCGCUACUCAGACCGCAGCAGAAACAAAUACGGCCGCGGGAGUGUAUCCCUCAACUCUUCCCCCAGGGGAAGGUACGGUGGGAGAAGUCAGCAUUCUGCACCUUCGCGGGAAAGGUAUUCUGGAAAGUUCUACAGGUUUCCCCAGUCAGCGCUGAACACUCAUCAGUCCCCUGACUUCAAGAAGAACCCGAACGACCGCCGUGUGCCCAGGACCAUCCCCGGGAUGCCUCUGCACCCCGAGGCUGCCUCCAAAGCAGGCGAGGAGGAGAGCAGGGUGAGCGAAGGGGGCUGGACUAAAGUGGAGUACCGGAAGAAGACCCACAGGCAACUUCCGGCCAAAACUGGCAAGGAGAGAACGCGGGGCAACUACCGCGGGCGGAGGAACUUUUGACGGCGGCAUGAGUCAGGUGGGCUUUUCCAAGCGGGUUCUGCGGUGGGUUGUGCAAUGGACUUUUGGUAACAAGACAUCUGCAAAACCAAAAAAGACGGAUAGGAAACACCUUUGAAUUGAAAGGACAGCCAGAGCAGGGCCACGAUUACAGUCUUUGGUUGACUAGUGGUGAGUGGCAAUUAAAUUUGACAAUACCUGCCCAUGUUUCGUACCUCUGAAUUAAUAUUGAAGCGGGAAGGGCUGUGCCAUUUACUCCACGCUGGGCACAUUCUCCUUAGCAGACUUGGGACCAGGAUAAAGCUGGUGGAGGCCGCACAAAAAUCAAAUUUCUAGGUGAAAACCGGAAUUGUCUUAUUUUCGCUUUCAUCUAAGGUUCCAAGAUGGCUCAAGCAAGGCACUGUGGCUGAUCCUUUAUUUAAAAAUUGGGUAUUUUGUUCAUCAUGAAUUUUUUGCAUUUUUUUAACUACUGCGAUAAAAUAUCGUUUAUCUUGAUUGCUGAGGGAUUUUUAAAAUGCCUCCCUAAAUUUUGUGCCCAAGGCAACUGCCUCACUCAUCUCAACCCUGUUAGUAUUUAUUUUAGUGAGAUAUUCAUGUUUCUGUCGUGGUCAGAACUGAAGUGAUUUGGGUUGUCAUUUUUAGGUAAUAAAAAAGAUUAUUGACAUUAA